GACGGACCAAGAUGUUCACGCUUCGAUACAUGUCCGUCAAUUUGUCCUCUACAGAAAUCGUUCUAUAACGUCUUAUUUUAUAUUUUUUUUUAUCCACCCGCUGUCUUAUAGAUUAGUAUAUCAAUAAACAUGACUUCAAGAGGGACACCGAGUCGAUUUCUCAAAAGCGUCCUUCAAAACGGAGUCGGGCGAUACGUUUGUCAGCUUAAACGCGUCUCCAUCAUCUUUUCCAAAAACGCACAGAGCUCAUUAGGAGUCAGAGAUUUUAUUGAGGAAGGAGUGGUGGAUUAUGCAAAGAACAACCCAGGGACAGUCGUAUAUGUGUCGCCUCAGACCUGUAGAAUCCCAAAGAUCGUAGCUGAAUAUUUAAAUGGCAACGUGAGGGAGGAAAUCAUCACAUCCAAAACUGCGCCACAGAUUUCGGAGCUUUUGACCAAACUGACAAAUCAGUCGGGGCUUGACAUUAUCCGCAUUCGAAAGCCCUUCCACACAGACACCCCAAGUAUCCAGGGACAAUGGCACCCCUUCACCAACCGGCCUCCUUCCAUUGGCCCCAUAAGACCACAGAAAACAGAUGCACAUUAAAGACUGAAUUUCAUAAAUAAACAUAGAUUAAAAAAGUGCUUGUAAAGUAUGGUUAUUUGAAACUUGUGCAGAUUGCAUACAUAAAUAAAUACGCAGUUUGUGGGAGAAACAAAAAUAUAUAUUAUGGCAGCCAGGCAGGUGCCAUGGCACUGUGGUUCACAGUUCCACCUCAGAGCAUAUGUGAAAUCUUUCUCAGAGCAUAUGUAAAAUCUUUUCUGUGUUAAGUUUGCAUGUUUUUCAUGUUGUUUGCCAAACUCCUAAUCAUGUAUUCUGGGGCCAGAACCUUCCUGGAUGUAUUUAGGUCAGAUUGAGCGAAAUAGUCUAGCACUGAAACAGGAUUACACCACAAUGUAAAAUUACAAAAAGAUUAUCAAAAUGAAGUACAUACCUGCAUGAAACCCUUUAAACCAAGACCAAAUUAUAUCUAAUUAUAUAAACUAGAACUAGUUUCUAGACCAAGAACAAGUUCUCAGUAAUGCAACAAUGCCCUAAAAAUGAAUUUAAAACUCAGAAAUGUUUGUUCCAAACAGUCUGAGCCGAGCAUCUAAUUGGACAUUUGUUAGCUGCGUUUUUUCUUUUUAAUAUGGUGCUGCCGUCGUCAAUAUUGCACUAACAAUAGGCUGCAUUACUCAUUUACUGUGGAGUGUUCCUUAUAGAUAUUCUUAUUCAAUACAGAACCUCUUUCAAAUACAGUAUCUUGUAAAGGUUAUUAAAGCUGUGGUCGCCCUCCAUUUUUCUGUGCCCUUUCUCUCAGCUGGUGGCAGAAGUAGAGACUUUUGGCUUAAUUCAAUCGGGACUGUGCAUUGAAAUCCACCAAGUCCUGUCCUCCGAGUCCCACAUUCAAAUUGAUGCGACACCUCUGCGCCAGGCCACUGUCCCCUCGAAUACUAACAAGCCGGUACUUGUAAAUCUUGAAAUAACCUUGGGAUUUUAAACAAGUAUUACCGUACAUUGAACACAUAAUCUGUAGAAAAAGUGCUUAGGUGCAAUGCUGUCUGAAUAUUGCAGUAGCGUUCUCUGUCCUAUUAUGUUUGAUGGAUGAAGUAAUUACCCAAGUCAUCACACAAAACAACGUCAGGUGUAUUUCUGCUUUAAUUGCGUAACAACACAAGGGAUGUACAGGUUUUUUUAACAGUUUGAUACAACGGGGAGUGUUUUUUAAAACUGAAAAUCUGGAUAUGACAGAUGGCACGGCAAUAGCUGGAGGGACGACGCUUAACCUCUGGCACAAAGACGUCCUCUGUGGUGACUGUGGAAGUGAAAACGUGUUUGCAGAAUA
This is a messenger RNA of Periophthalmus magnuspinnatus, 1864 nucleotides long. RefSeq names its product mitochondrial ribosomal protein L43 (gene mrpl43). The record is from RefSeq and is a predicted model, not a curated record. Gene Ontology annotation, molecular function: structural constituent of ribosome. Gene Ontology annotation, cellular component: mitochondrial large ribosomal subunit. The transcript has 3 exons. Lineage: Eukaryota; Metazoa; Chordata; Actinopteri; Gobiiformes; Gobiidae. Gene Ontology annotation, biological process: mitochondrial translation. Bases 130 to 585 code for a protein of 151 amino acids.